Molecule: messenger RNA, 2567 nt
Organism: Gastrolobium bilobum
Lineage: Eukaryota; Viridiplantae; Streptophyta; Magnoliopsida; Fabales; Fabaceae
Product: protein kinase STUNTED-like
Exons: 10
Coding region: 174-2282 (702 amino acids)
Biological process (GO): protein phosphorylation
Molecular function (GO): ATP binding; protein kinase activity
Source: RefSeq, a predicted model, not a curated record
CUCCAAAGCCAAGCCGAGAAGCACCGUAACAUUUCCCCAAAAGACAGUUCCACUUUACGUUCCUCGAGCACGAUUCGUUCUCUCUCGCAAUUCCCAACACAAAGCACAGCACCAACCAACACCUGAGAGAGAGAGAGAGAGAGAGAGAGAGAGAAAGAAAAGUGAAUUUUCCGAUGAAGUUAAUUGGCGACGGAGGCGGUGGCCGGACGGUGUUGGUCGGCGUAAAAUUAGAUCCUCGGAGCCGGGAAUUGCUGACGUGGGCUCUCGUCAAGGUGGCUGAGCCUGGCGACCUUGUCAUUGCGCUUCACGUUCUCGACACCAUCACUGAAGGUACAUCAUCGCUGCUAUCUCUGGUGAAGACAUUUGAUUCUGUUCUCGCGGUAUACGAAGGCUUCUGCAAUUUAAAGCAGGUUGAUCUCAGGCUUAAAGUAUGUAGAGGUGCUUCGGUUCGGAAGCUUCUGGUACAAGAAGCGAAAUCGUUUGGCGUUGCGACGGUGAUUCUAGGAACUUCUAAAUCUCAUCACCCAAUCCGUUCGUCGACAUCGGUUGCCAAGUAUUGCGCCAAGAAAUUGCCUAAGUGUAUCUCUGUCUUCGCUGUUGAUAAUGGCAAAACUGCAUUCCAUAGAGAAGCUACCACAAUAUGUAAUAAUAAUAUUGAUCAAGAAAAAUUACUACAUGAAGGAUCAAGUUUAUCACCAAAAUCGUUGGUGGCUUAUAUAAAUAAAAAUAUGAAGAAUUGUGAAAGAUGUGCACUGCAAGAGACUUCUGAUACUGAAUUUAAGCAAGGGUUCCCUGAUGAUCUUGAAAAGGAAAAUCCCCUUGCUAUGGUACCAUUUCAAAAACAUGAUGAUGAUCCUGGUUAUUCAGUUGUGGUGUGUGAUUCAAAACAGUCAAAACCUGGUUGGUCACUCCUUCGCCAGGUAUUUCACCCCAGAAAGCAUACUCCCAAGGCUUUCCUGAAAAAUACAUUUGUUUUUCAUCGGCCAUUACGACAGCCCGACCGGCAUUUUUCAGCUGUAGUCCAUCCAGAUCAUAAACAAAUUACUGUUGAGCAGAAUGAUGAUUCCACCCUGAAUGGGGAGAGUGGUGCCAUUGUGCCAUUUGGAUCUGAUACCAUCUUUCCUCCUCUAGCCCUUUGCUGUGACUUGAGUAACCUUCCUGAAGAAUUGUUGGUCUUACAAGAGAAGUACUCAUCUUCAUGUAGAUUAUAUAGUUUGCAGGAACUUGUAUCUGCAACCGCUAACUUCUCACCCGAAAAUUUGGUUGGCAAAGGUGGUAGUAGUUAUGUUUAUAGAGGAUGUCUUCCAGAUGGAAAGGAAUUGGCUGUGAAAAUUUUGAAGCCAUCUGAAGAUGUGCUAAAAGAGUUUGUUCAGGAAAUUGAGAUCAUUACAACUUUGCAUCACAAGAACAUAAUAUCUCUUUCUGGCUUUUGUUUAGAGGGCAACCAUUUACUACUGGUUUAUGAUUUUUUAUCAAGGGGAAGCCUAGAAGAAAAUCUUCAUGGCAAUAAGAAGGACUGUAAUGCAUUUGGUUGGCAAGAGAGGUACCGGGUGGCUGUGGGUGUAGCUGAGGCAUUGGACUAUCUGCAUAAUGGCUGUGCACAGGCUGUGAUCCAUAGAGAUGUGAAAUCUUCGAAUAUUCUUCUUUUGGAUGAUUUUGAGCCUCAGCUCUCAGAUUUUGGACUGGCUAGUUGGAGUUCUUCUUCUUCCCAUAUUACUUGUAGUGAUGUGGCCGGAACUUUUGGGUACCUAGCUCCUGAAUACUUUAUGCAUGGUAGAGUGACUGACAAAAUUGAUGUAUAUGCUUUUGGUGUUGUACUCCUUGAGCUUCUCUCAAAUAGGAAGCCCAUUAACAAUGAGUGUCCAAAGGGCCAGGAGAGCCUUGUUAUGUGGGCAACAACAAUUUUGAAAGGUGGGAAGUUUUUCCAGUUGCUUGAUCCAAGCCUGGGCAGUGAAUACGACCAUUGCCAGAUGAAGAGAAUGGUUUUGGCAGCUACUCUCUGCAUUAGACGGGCACCAAGAUUGCGUCCCCAAAUCAGCCUUAUAUUGAAACUUCUGCAUGGUGAUGAAGAAGUGACAGGAUGGGCAGAACAAGAAGUUAGUGCUCCACACGAACUUGAUGGAUUUGAUGAGGAACCAGCUCCAACUAAUAUUCAGUCCCACCUGAACCUUGCUUUGCUGGACUUGGAGGAUGAUGCAGUUUCUAUCAGUAGCACUGAGCAGAAUGUCUCAUUGGAGGAUUAUUUGCAGGGCAGAUGGAGUCGCUCUUCAAGUUUUGACUAACCAGUUCAUCACGGCACCGUCUUGGAACAAAUGUCUGUUUCAUAUAUAUUAUUUUGUUUUCUUAGGUUAGAAUUUCAAAACUCUGCGGCUGCGCAGAUUGGGUCUUGGAAGGCGAGGUCCAAAUAGUUCACCCCCUCCAUGACUUUGUAUCUAAUUUAAUUUUCUACGCAAAGACUUUUAACGGUAGCCCUCAUGUUGUUGAGCAUUUGGGCGUUUUGGAGCAAAAUCCUAACGGGCUAACUCUGUAGAUUUGGAAAAAAAUGUGAACAUGUAUCAAAAAAAAAA